ACGAGGAGUGUAUAAGGCGUUGUGGCCUGGAUCUCUCUUUUGACAUUGAAGGGCCUGCCGCUUUCCGACCAGCCACCCGCGGAGUGGGGCUUCUGGCGACGGGGCAUUGCCGAUGAACGGUCCAGAGUGAAGUCGUGCGUGGAGAAGAAUCCCUGUGCUUUCAUACAUUGCUCUAUUUAAGCCGAAAGCCUCGGAAAACUUUAAAGCAUUAGCAUUUCUUUGUUGUUGGUCUCGAAGAGUAGGAGUUCGCUCCAAGCAUUUGCUACCAUGGCUCCCUCUGCUCAAUCAACUCCUGAUGGGACCACCAUUGAUAACAAUUGCAGUAGUGAGAAGUAUGCUGAUGUGAACUGGGACGAGCUUGGGUUCUCCAUGACCGAAACCGAUUUCAUGUAUGUCAUGAAGUGCUCCAUUGGGGAGAAUUUCGAUGAAGGAAGCAUCAUUCCCUAUGGAAACAUUCAACUCAGCCCUUGUUCCACUCUUGUCAACUAUGGACAGGGCCUGUUUGAGGGGUUGAAGGCAUACAGGAAGGAAGACGGGAAGAUUCAGCUUUUCCGCCCGGACCAGAAUGCACUUCGUAUGAAGGCAGGGGCUGAGAGGCUCUGCAUGCCUUCGCCUUCCAUUGGUAAAUUCGUUGAUGCUGUGAAGCAAACUGUCCUCGCCAAUAAGCGCUGGGUGCCGCCAAUGGGAAAAGGAUCAUUGUAUGUUAGGCCACUGCUGAUGGGGAUGGGAGCUGCUCUGGGCUUAGGGCCCUCACCUGAGUACAUGUUCCUAGUGUUCGCCUCCCCUGUCGGGGAUUACUACAAUAAGGGUCGAAAACCUAUGAACCUUCUUGUCGAGGAUAAGCAUCGCCGCGCUUCUCCUGGUGGGACCGGAGGCAUCAAGACUGUGGCCAACUACUCACCGGUUCUCAGUGCGCAAGCUCGGGCAAAGGCUCAGGGGUUCUCAGAUGUGUUAUUCCUGGAUGCUGCAAUGGGGAAAUACGUCGAGGAGGUUUCAGCAUGCAAUAUCUUCGCAGUUAAGGGUGAUGUGAUCUCGACUCCGCAAAUUACUUGCGGAACAAUUCUUCCUGGAAUCACAAGGAAAAGCAUAAUUGAGAUUGCUCUCGCGCUCGGUUACAAGGUCGAGGAGCGGCUUGUUCCCGUGGAGGAGCUGCUGGAUGCUGAUGAAGUUUUCUGCACAGGAACAGCAGUUGUGGUUACUCCUGUUGGUAGCGUGACUCAUCAGGGCAAAAGGGUUGAAUACAAAGAACAGGGAGAGACCGUGUGUCAUAAGCUCUAUGAAACUCUGACAGGCAUCCAAACGGGUCGGAUCGAAGACAAAAUGGGUUGGAUGGUAGAUGUCAUUUAGGAUUUGCUGAUGUCUUUCAAAAAUGUCAUCUGUACUGUUGUCAUCGCCGGGUUUCCCCGAUAUUGUGGUUUGGUAUCGUUCCAACUAAUAAGGUGAUAGUUCGAUACAGAUCACUAGCCAUAGCAUAUCCACAAAAGGUUCUCUGCAGUCCAAUGCAAACCAUUUUCCUUUUUUCUUUU
Messenger RNA from Punica granatum (pomegranate), 1526 nucleotides. The record is from RefSeq and is a predicted model, not a curated record. Lineage: Eukaryota; Viridiplantae; Streptophyta; Magnoliopsida; Myrtales; Lythraceae.